Messenger RNA from Microthlaspi erraticum, 1377 nucleotides. The record is from the annotation of a GenBank genome assembly. Lineage: Eukaryota; Viridiplantae; Streptophyta; Magnoliopsida; Brassicales; Brassicaceae.
AUGAGGAUUUGUAAACCGACACUAUUAUCAUUCGUCGCGACCGUCGUCGUACUCCACAUCUCCACCGUCGUAGCCGCCGCUCCCGGUGGAUCCCGGCGACUUCUGUACGCCAGAGACGACCCUAUAACCAUACCUCCGUACUUAGUCUUCGAAAACGUGAGGCUCGAGAGAGCUUACGUGGCGUUACAAGCGUGGAAGCGGACCAUGGUCUCUGACCCGUGGAAUCUAACGUUAAACUGGUUCGGAUCACGUGUGUGCGACUACAACGGAGUUGUAUGCUCCUCGUCCCUCGACGAUCCCACGAUCAAAACUGUCUCCGGCAUUGAUCUAAACCAUGGCGAUAUCGCCGGUCACCUCCCGGAAGAGCUUGGCCUCCUCACUGACAUUGCUCUGAUCCACGUCAACUCGAACCGGUUCUGUGGGACCCUCCCACUCGGGUUCUCGCAAUUGAGUCUCCUUUUCGAACUCGACCUCAGCAAUAACCGGUUCGCUGGUAAAUUUCCGGAAUUGGUAAUCGGUUUACCGAAAUUAAAGUAUCUGGAUCUCCGGUACAACGAAUUCGAAGGUGCAUUACCGGAAUCUCUGUUCGAGAAAGAUCUAGACGCUUUGUUUCUGAACAGCAACCGGUUCGUUAGUAAAAUCCCGGUUAACAUGGGUAAUUCCCCGGUAUCGGUUCUGGUUCUUGCGUCCAACAAGUUCGAAGGAUGUGUACCGACGAGUUUCGGUAAGAUGGGUCAGACUCUGAACGAGAUCAUCCUCAUGGACAACGGUUUACAGUCGUGUUUUCCGAGUGACUUGGGGUUGCUCAAAAACGUCACCGUUUUGGAUGUUAGUUACAAUUGGCUGGUCGGAGAGUUGCCGGAGUCGAUCGGACAGAUGGAGAAUCUUGAGGUGUUGAACGUAGAGCGUAACCAGCUUUCCGGUGUAAUACCGGAGGAGCUAUGUUCGCUUAAGAAUCUUAAGGAAUUCAGAUACGGGUCUAACUACUUCACUGGAGAACCGGCCACGUGUCGCAAUCUGGAAUAUUAUAAUAGUACGAUGAAUUGUCUCAAAGAGGAGAAGGAGCAGAGGUCGACGAUGGAGUGUAAGGCGUUUUUGUCUAGACCUGUAGAUUGUGAUUCUUUCAAGUGUAGUCCCGUUUCUCCGUGUCUGUCUCCUCCUCCUCCUCCGCCGCAGAUAUCACCAUCUGCACCUGCUCCUUCACCGUCAGAGCCGUCUCUGCUUCCACCUGCACCCUCACGGUCAUCACCGCCUCCGGCAAGACCAUGUCCGCCAUUAUACUCACCGCCUCCAACGCCGCCGCAGUCGUCUACACCCGCGGAACAACCGGUGGGUCAGAUUCCUGAGGACUCGUCUUCGCCAUCGCCGAUGAACUGA